This is a messenger RNA of Vespa velutina, 5606 nucleotides long. RefSeq names its product lys-63-specific deubiquitinase BRCC36-like. The transcript has 7 exons. Gene Ontology annotation, biological process: double-strand break repair. The record is from RefSeq and is a predicted model, not a curated record. Gene Ontology annotation, cellular component: BRISC complex; BRCA1-A complex. Gene Ontology annotation, molecular function: cysteine-type deubiquitinase activity; metallopeptidase activity; polyubiquitin modification-dependent protein binding. NCBI's taxonomy places the organism in Eukaryota, Metazoa, Arthropoda, Insecta, Hymenoptera, Vespidae. Bases 266 to 1027 code for a protein of 253 amino acids.
UUAUGGGUGCACAUGAGUACUGUUUUCUAAUUUCUUUCUUAUUAGAUUAGUAGGUUAUUGCAAUUUCAGAGAAAUGAAAUACAUUAGUGUGUAGGUUAAUUAAAAAGACUGAUGAAAAAAGAGUGAUUUACAAUAGAAUUAUGUCGAUUAGAAAAUAAAAGCGUCAUUGAAGGUUUUAAAAUAAAUAAAUAUCUUCAAACGUCGCUUUUCUAGCAUAGUUUGAUAUCUUUUUUAUUUUUAAUUAUUAAAGAAAGAAUCAAACACAAUGAGUUCAUUAACAUUGCAAAAGGUACAAUUACACGCAGAUGUUUAUAUGGUCUGUUUGCAUCAUGCUUUGUCAACAGAAUAUUUUGAAGUAAUGGGUUUACUUAUUGGAAACUGUGUUAAAGGUAUAGCAAAUAUAUCUGCUGUUAUGAUAUUAUAUCGUUUAGACAAGCAAAAAGAUCGCGUUGAAAUAUCCCCUGAACAACUAUUAAAAGCAGCUGCCGAAGCAGAUCGUUUAACUAUAGAAUUAAAACAUCCCAUGCGAGUUCUUGGAUGGUAUCAUUCCCAUCCACAUAUUACUGUAUUUCCAUCUCAUGUAGACAUUGGAACUCAAGCAACUUAUCAAACAAUGGAUUCCGGUUUCGUAGGUUUGAUAUUUUCAGUAUUUUCUGAGGCUAAGGAUUCAAAGGAACAAGAAAUAUCUUUGAUUUGUUUUCAAUCUCAUGAUGGAAUAUCUGUAGAAAUUCCAUUAGAAAUUGUAUGUACCCCAGAAUUAUCAGACAUAUGUUUGAAAACAAUGACAGACAUACCAAAGAUUUUGGUGCAAGAAGAAGAGGAUACAGCAGAAGCAUGUAGAGAUCAUCCAGAUAUUUUUGCUACUAUACAUAAUAAUGCUGUCAAAACUCGCGCACUUCUUCAUAUCACAGAUAUUAUUACUAGACCUUUAGUACUUACAUUUGAAACAAGAAUAGCAUUAAAUAAAUUACGUGCGGCACAUCUUCGAAAACAAAUGUUAGAGUUACAGCAACUCUGUAAAGGUUAAAAUUCAUGAUGUUAACAAUCAUCUCCAUCGAAAGAAAAUAAACAACAGAUGAUCCAAGUCCUAUGUACAAUUUCCAAUUUUUAAUAUUAAUCGAUUAUAAAUAAAGUUUAUGCUAUUUUCAUGUUUAUCUUUCAUAUUUAUGAUUACUUUUGGAAAUAAGUAUUACUGCAAGAUUAUAAAUAAAUACACGUAACAGCAUAAUUACGUAGAUAACUACCAAAAUAUUUCUUAAACAAUAUAAGUAGAGAACACGUGUGUGUGUGUGUGUAUAUAUAUAUAUAUACACACGCAUAUAUACAUAAUCACUUUGUAUUCCCAACCUUUUUUUAUUAUAAUUUGAUUAGUUAAUAAUUCCGAACAAAUUUUCAAUGAUUUUUAUUUUCCCUUUCACGAACAAAGAUCUGGCAAUAAUUGCACAUCUCUAUAUGUACACUACGAGAAUAACAGCGUAUUUAAAGACUUAAACAUAUUCAAAACACAGAUUCUGCAGAACGAGAAAGAUGAAUAGGAUGAGAAGGACUACGUGCUAACCUUUUACGAGGUAGCUUUUCAAGUGUAGUUAACAGUUUUGCAAAGUCAGGUCGAUUUUCAGGAUGGUAUGACCAACAAAACAUCAAAAUAUCCUAAAAAUAAAAAUAGAUUAUAUAUUGUUAUUUUUUAAAUAUUAAAUUAUUCGAAAUUUUAUUUAAAUCUUACCUUAACAUCACGGGAGGCUUGUAAAUUAGCCAAAGGUUGCUUCAUUCCUUUACCUACUUGCCAAAUUAUAGCUUCAGGUGGUUGACCUUUGAAUGGCCAUUCACCACACAAAAGUUCAUACCACACAGUUCUGAAACAUAUAUCAAAUAUGUCAUAUUGAAUUUAUUAUUACAUAUUUAUGUAAAUAGUAGAAUAAAAAGUUGAUGCAAUACAAACCCAAAUGCAUAAACGUCAGAAGCAUCUGUAAAUGGUAAUUCUUCUUGAUCUCGAGUUUGUUGCGGUUUUAAUCGUCGUACAAUUUCAGGAGCCAAAUAACACAACCAACCUGGUGGUAUGCUUAAUCCAUUACCUUUCCUGUAUUAAAGACAAAUUUAUUAUUCAAAUUAAAAUUACCUGAGCGUUUAUAAAAAUAUAUAAUUUACUCACCUAUUACCAUAACAGAGUUUAGUAACACUGAAUAGACCAAAAUCAGUUAUUACUACUUUUCCAUUUUCUAAAAAUAUGUUUUUGCUUUUCAAAUCCUUGUGAACUAUACCACGGGCAUGAAGAUACCCCAUUCCCUGUGUAAUAAAUUUUUGUUUUUAUUUGCAAAUAUUUUAAAUAUCAUUAAAUAUUAUCACGUGUUACAGAUGAUAUUAAAUUUAUAUAUAAUAUUUUUAUAUAACUUUUCUUUAACGCAUACCUGAGAAAUCUGUUGAGCGAUAAUAGUCGUUUUAUUCAUAUUGAAUUUAUCUUUUCGUAAAUGAAUGUGGGUAUAAAGUGUCAUGCCUUUGCUCAUACUAGUUACUAUAGCUAAACAAGGGGGUUUCAUACAAGCUCCCAUAAAUAAAACCAAAUUUUCGUGUCUAGUCUUUCGGAAUGUAGCCACCUAUAAAUACAAUGCACUCGUAAAUGAUGUUGGUUUCUUUUUUUUAAUUAAUUAAUUAAAUGAUAACUAAUUCAAUACUACAUCAUAACAAAAGUUUCAUACUUCUAAUUUGAAGGCUUCUAAUGUUUUAUCGUCAUCAAGAUAAUAGUCCAUAUUUAAAACUUUAAUCGCAACAUCUCCAUGCCAAUUUCCUCUGUAGACUGUUCCAAAUCUUCCAGUGCCUAUAGGUUCUCCAAUUUUUAAUUCAUCAUAUGGAAUGUCCCAUUCCCUCAUAGAUAACUACAAGCACAUAGAAUAUUUUUAAACCUAGAUCUUUUUUGUCUUUUUGUAGUUAAAUUUAAUACAUCACAGAUUAUAUAUGACAUAAACAAGCUAUUAUGCGUACGCUAUUUUGACGAGGCCACCGGCUAUCUCCUGGUUCCCCAUCAGAAACCUGAGAAUCCUGGGAAUCUACUCUGACUGGUGUUCUUUCUGAAUCAGUGCUAACACUGCCAGAGCCAGAAACACUUACUGUCCUCUCACUAUCACUCGAGACAGUUGUACUUUCAAGACGAUGUGUUUCCAAUGUAACACCUUUUUCAUUUAAUACAACAUCUGUAAACACAUCGCCUAAAGUAUUUGAUAUAUUGGCAUACGAUAAAAACGAUAUAUUACCUGGAAAAUGGAACUGUUGCUUCAUAGGUGCUUGUGGAGUUUGGCUAGUAUUGGCAGGUAAUAAAGCUGGACUAGAAGGUGUUGAGCUAUUGCAGCUCGAGGUAUUCGAACUAGAAUCAGCACCCUAUAUAUACAAAUAAGAAAUAAUUAAAGAAAGAUACUAAGUAGUAUCAAUAACAAUUUUCAAUGAAAUAACUAGAAAAUAAUAAUGGAAAAUAUUACCUGAAAAGGUAUAUUCAUUGAAGAAUGAGGGUGUGAUCGCUUUCGAUCUCUUCGAUUCAACGAAGCCAAUAAAUUAGAACUAUGAUGAUUUGGGGAUGUUAUGAUUGGUUUGUUCAAUAUUGGAGACACAUUAACCAUACCUGAAAUUUAUUAUCUUUUUAAUCUUUAUGUUUAAAAAUAAUAUUAUCAUACAAUUAAGAAUUAUUGCGUUUUAAAUAAUAUUAUAAAUGGAAAGAUUCGUACCAUCGCCCUGAACAGAUCUUUUGAACUCAUCAAAAAGUUCUUGAGGUAGGCCACAAGAGGGAGGUACUUUAGAUUCACAGUCUCUAUGACAUUUAUAUUUACAUUCUUUGCAUUUCAAGCCAGUUCCUAUAAACAUUUGUUUGUCACAAAAGUCGCAAGUAGUCAUCAUUUUAAAGGUUUUUGUAAAACGAUGAGCAAUAAUAUGACCCAUCCCACGUGUUACAGUUGGAGUACGCGGCGAUUUUGGCACUUGCAAGCUUGUUAUUACUAAAAUAUAUUAUAAUAUUUAUUAUGAUAAAAAACAAAACAAGUAUACUUAACAAUAUACUUUUGCUUGAUUGCAUUAACAUUACCAGUUCCUUUAAAACUGUUAUCAUCACUAUCUGCACUGGAAUAUGGAGGUGAUUUAAUAGGACUGUUACUAUUUGGUAAGAAGCAUUCUGUCAUGAUAUCUGCAUUGCUACUGCAUGAUCCUGGUUCUGUAGGUAAACGAUUUCUCCUUCCUACAGAACUAACAUGAUGUUCGCUUGCACAACUAUAAAAAAAAUCAUGUGUACCCUAUAUAUUAUGUAAGUUUUGCAUAAAAUUUAUUUCUCAUAUUUUUCGUUUUUAAAUAUUACCUAGAAGCUGUGUCUCCAUUUUCGAGACGAUUUGCUAACUGUGAUUCAUGAGAUUUUGACUUAGUUAAUGGAAACACUUCCGGUUGUGAUAUAGUAUUUUGUAAACCAAUUUGAUGUUUUUUACAAGGAGGUGGAGUUGUAGGAAAUUUGAUCGCUGUUAUUAAAAAGACAUUAAGAUAGUAUAAAGUAAAAAAAAAAAAAAAGAAAAAAAAGAGAGAAAAAAAAUAAAAAAAAUACAUACCAUGCCCUUGUCUUUGUAAUAAUGGCGUAGAAGGUGGACUAGUAGAUGAUAAAGAUGUAAUAGAAGAAGCUUGCGCUAGCAUAUCGCUAGUGAGAUUAUUAUUGUUAUUGUGAUAUGGAAUACUAUCUUCAGAGGGAACAGAACAUCUUGUAGUACGAGAACGAAUUGGUCUAGGAGAUGCUCCGGUACGUAAAUGAUGUCUAUCCCAAGAAUCCCAAUACAAGUUCAUAUCACUGUUAUCUACCUCUCCUCUUAAAAGUACAUCUAAACAAAAUACGCAUUAUAAUAUAUUGAUAAUUUUUUAUUAUAAACAUAUACUAAAUAUAGUACUAAGGGCAGGGGAAAGUCAGACUCUUACCCAUAUAUCUGCGCAGAUUGUGCAAUGCUCUACAAAGUCUACGAAGUUCUUCUUCAUGUUUAAUAUUAUUCUCACCUAGCAUAGUACCCAAUUCAUGUUCUGAUUUUUCUUUCAAUGCUUCAAGAGAAUUAGCUUUUGAACAAACCAUCUAAAACAUGUUAUACUAGGUUAUAUACUUGAAUAUCAUAUAAAAUAAAAGACAUAAGAAUAAAUGUUUGUUGAAUACCUUACUUUCUGCAUUUAAAAAUUCAAGCUAAACAUGCUUAUUGAAUUUAUUUAACAAAUAGAUAAAAACAUAUAUAAUUGUCAAUUAAUAAUAUACAUACUUGAAUGGAUUCUUGUGUUAGACCCACUACACGUAACCACUGUUGCAAGGAUGGAUACUGUCUCAUUUCUGCUGGCAAUGAUUCUACAGUAAGUUUGGCUUUAGUCACGAGUUGCUUCGAAUAUAACUUAAUCAAUUUUCCCUAGAACAUACAUAUAAGUUGUAAACAAAAAACAAACAACAAAAAAAACAAUAACAUUAAAUCAAUUUGUAAUGUUUAUAUAAAAUAUUGAUAUCUGAUAAAUUUCAAAGAGUUUAAUAAACCUAAUAAGACUGAGUCAGAUUGUAUCAAUUUGCUGAUUAUAAAUAUUUAUUUUCAUGUUUAUAAUAAAGACUUUAAUCGACUAAACAA